Messenger RNA from Leptopilina heterotoma, 6154 nucleotides. RefSeq lists its product as uncharacterized. Bases 344 to 6154 code for a protein of 1936 amino acids. Gene Ontology annotation, biological process: telomere maintenance; DNA repair. The transcript has 10 exons. Gene Ontology annotation, molecular function: DNA helicase activity. The record is from RefSeq and is a predicted model, not a curated record. NCBI's taxonomy places the organism in Eukaryota, Metazoa, Arthropoda, Insecta, Hymenoptera, Figitidae.
AGGAUCCAGAAAAACGCGAGACAAAGGAGAAAUUAUGUGAAAAUAAAGAAGAAAUAGAAGAAAAUCGUGAUGGAAGACAGGAAUUAUGUGAAAAGAAUAAUGAAAAAAAAAAGAAUAGAAAUGAAGAAGGCAAGAAGAAAAGUGUAAUUGACGAAGAAGAAAAUUUGGAAAGGAAUUUGAGAAUGAGGCAAGAGAUGAAAGAAAAAGAUAGAGAUAUUGAACGUUUGCAAUGGGAAAUUUGAAGACUAGGUGGAAAGAAGGAUGAAAAAAGGAGAAUAGAAAUGAAGAAGGCAAGAAGAAAUGUGAAAUUGACGAAGAAGAAAAUUCGGAAAGGAAUUUGAGAAUGAGGCAAGAGAUGCAAGAAAAAGAUAGAGAUAUUGAACGUUUGGAAUGGGAAAUUAGAAGAUUAUGUGAAAAGAAGGAUGAAAGGCAAGAGAAUACACAUAAAGAAGACGAGAAGAAAACAGAAAUUAAUGAAGGAAAGAAUACAGAACGAAAUUUCAGAAGGAGACAGAAGAUGAAAGAAAAUGAUAAAGAAAUUUCACGUUUGCAGUGGGAAAAUAGAAGAUUGAUAGAAAAAAACAAAGAACUUUAUGAAGAGCAAAAAAUAAGAUAUUCAGGAAGAUCGAGAAUAAAUAAUCAAAGAUACACAAACUUGCCAUAUUAUACAAAAAAAUUUAGACCUCCUGGACAAUUCCAAUCACGAAAUUCAUGUCAACAAUACAUACCAAAAAUAAAUUACGCACAACAAAGAGCAUGCACACAACCACCAACUUGUCAUACACACACUCAAUAUUCGCCAAAUUUUCAAUAUUCACAAAACACAAGAUGCACAGAGCAUUCACCAUAUUCUUCAUUACCAGAUCUUCAAAAAGAAAUCAAACCUAUUUUAUCUACGCAGGAGCAUUUGCAAUUGAUAUAUCGUGAUAGUGAAAAUGCCACUAAGAAUGAUGAUGAAGUUGGACAUUGGUGUUGUAUUCACUAUGUUAAUCAUAAAUUGCGAAUUUAUGACAGUCUAUAUAAUAAUCUUAAUGAACUUCAGAAUAUCUAUCUUUCUAUUCUUUUUCCACAUUGUCCAAAAAUUGUAUUUCCUUUUGUACAGAGGCAAAGUAAUGGUAUAGAUUGUGGGGUUUUUGCAAUUGCGUUUGCAACAUCUAUUAUGCUUGGAAAGGAUCCUUAUCUUACUGAUUGUUAUCAAAAUAAUGUUUGUUUGAAUGAUGAACAUCUUGAGCAAAAUAAAGUAUCAAUUUACACACAUGAAACAGUUAGAAGUAGCCUUCAUAACUCUUCAACAAAUAUAUUCUUAGAAAAAAUAAAAGCGACAACUAAUAUUAGAAAAGAUAUAAUUAUACGUAAAAUCGAUGUUCUUGAUGAAAAUAAUAAAGUAUUGAGAAUUGGAAAUAAUUGGAAAGUGAAAGGUGAUAUUCCGCGAUUGGCAUUAUGCAAUGGAUUGAUGUUUCCCAAUAUCCCUGAAGUAUUGAGUGUAUUAACUCCGUUGGAAGAAAGAUUAGUUUCUCCACGUCAUAUAUUUUUAAAAAUAGUGCGUAAGGGUCAAGGUAUUGGAUUUCAGCACGGUUUAACGGGUACAGUUAUAAAUGUCCCAGUUGAUGUUGAUACAAUGGUUAAUGCACUGCCAAGAAAUGUUAGCGAUCAUAAUGUUAUAACAAUAGAACUGAAAAGAAAAAUGUGUUACAAACAUGGUCGUAAAGAAGUAAUUUGUCCAGAAAAGGUGAGAGCAGCUGCUAAAUAUUUAACUAAUACAGAACUUUUUCGAGAACUUGAAAUAAUUUUUGAUGAUAGUUGGCAAUGUGAAGAAAAUAAUGAAGAAAGUUCCAUAUUAACACAAGUUGAAUGUACUUGUAAAGAAAAUAUUGAAUUUGAAGAAAUGCCAAUUAAUCCAUCAAAUGUGGAAACACUUCUUGAUAAGGAACAGGAUGUAGUUAUUACUAUGGCUCCUGGUGAAGGAAAAAGACCAAUUUAUCUUCUUAAUGAUCAAAAUUUAGAAGAACUUGCUUUCAUUAAAAUUCAUAGAGGUAAUAAACGAAACUUUUCUGUAAAACUAAGUCAUUCAGAAAUCAUAAAGUCAGAAAUAUCAAGAUUUGACCGUCGUGCAAUGCGUAUCGAUUAUCUUUUUACAGCUUUAAAAAAACAACAAAUGUCACAAAUUACAAGUAAUAUUAGCACCUGUUUAAGAAAAAAAUCUUUAAAAGGUGUGCCAAUUUUUGCAAGCAAUUUAUUGGACGAUAACUAUAUAGAAAGUUUAAUUCAACAUGAUGAUGGUUAUAAAGUUCUUAAAGGUAUUAGGAAUUCUCCAGCUCAUUGGGAGGGUGAAAAAAAGAAAGUUUUAGGAAUGGUUAGGCAAUUUGGUGUUCCAUCUUUAUUUGUAACUUUGUCAGCAGCAGAAACUAAAUGGCCUCAUUUAAUAAAGCAAUUAAUGAAAAUUGUAGAUGGUAUAGAUGUAACAUUAAAUGAAGCGGACGAUUUGUCAUAUGAAACGAAAGUUCGUCUUAUACAAUCUGAUCCUUUUACUUGUGUAACAUUUUUUGAAUGUCGUUUAAAAGAAUUAAGAAAAACAUGGAAUAGUCCUGUAGGUCCUUUCGGAGAGUACAAAAUUGAACAUUUUUAUUAUAGAAUAGAAUUUCAACAUAGAGGUUCUCCACACGCACAUAUAAUGUUGUGGUUAAAAGAUGCUCCAAUAUUUAAACCUGGUGAUGCAACUUCUGUAAAUGCGGUGACUCUAUUUGUUGAUAAAAUAAUCUCAUGCAGUAGUGAUGAAAUUAUAACUACACUUUCUAAUUUACAACAGCACGUGCAUACACAUACUUGUCGUAAAAAUUUUAAUAGGAAAUGUAGAUUUGGAAUUCCGUUCUUUCCAAUGGAUAAAACACGGUUACUGUUAGAACUUGAUGAUGAUAAUGAUAUAAUCAAAUAUAAAAGAUUAGGGAAAACUCUUAUAAAACAACUUGAGGAUAUUCCUCCUAGCAUAUGUACUUUUGAGGAAUAUCUGGCUUAUACACAAUUACAAUUAAACGAUUAUAUUCUAGCAGUACGUGCUACAUUAAAACGUCCUAAAAUUAUACUUAAACGUUCUCCAAUUGAUAUAUAUUUAAAUCCAUAUUCAAAAAAAAUUUUAGAGUUACAGCAAUCAAACAUGGACAUACAGUUUAUUUUAGAUCCUUUCGCGUGUUCAAUAUAUAUUGUGGACUAUAUUAAUAAAGCAGAUAGAGGAAUGUCGAAAUUAUUACGGUCUGCUGUUGAUGAGGCUAAACAAGGCAAUAAAGGAGUGAAGGAAGUAUUAAGAGUUGUUUCUAAUGCUUUUUUAAAUUCGUCAGAAAUUUCUGCCCAAGAGGCUGUAUAUUGUUUGGCCGGCUUACCGUUGUCACGAAGCAGUGAAACAGAAAUAUUUAUUAAUACUUCUCACCCUUCACAACGUGUACAUAUAUUAAAAGGACGUAAAUAUUUAGAAAAAUUGGAUUCUUUUUCUACUGAUAUAUUCGAAAAAAAUUUAAUAGAUCAUUACGCAAACCGACCAGUGGACGAUAGAUUUGAUGUUAUGUGUUUAGCUUAUUUUGCUGCUUAUUAUAUGUACGCGAAAACAAUUAAGGAUAAAAAAAAUAAUAUAAAAAAUGAAAAUAAUGAAAACUAUGAUGAAGCUAAUAUAGACAAUAUUGAAGAGAAUGUACAUAAAAGUUCUUGGAUUAAACUUUUAAAUAAUGAUGGAUAUGUACGUUACCGAAAAAAUCCAAGAGUUAUACGAUUUCGACGAUACAAUAAAGAAACUGAUCCAGAAAACUUUUAUAGAGAACAAUUGAUGUUAUACGUUCCAUGGCGUAAUGAAGAACUGGAGCUAUUAAAUAAUGAAAUUAAUAUUAAAGAUCGCUAUUACAGUUUUAAAGAUGUUAUAAGUAAAGAAAGCAGACAAUUUAACAAGCUUGGAGAUGCUGAGGAAUUUGAAAUAUUUUUAAAUUCGGUCAGAGAUGCUACAGCCAAACAAUCAGCUGAAGAAGAAGAUGAAGAAAAUAUUAAUAGUAACAAUCGACCAUUAGACGGAUUUGAAUACGAAAACGAAGAUGGCGAUGUUGAUCACGAAUUACAAUUUUCUGACGUUUUGCUUGAAUCUAGUGAAACCGAUGCAAACAUUGUUACGGCUCAGCCACCAGUAAUUAAUCAAGAAAAUGUUAACAGUUUGAUAAGAAUUCUUAAUUCUGAUCAAAGAGAUUUCAUUUUACAUGUUGCUAAUUAUUUUCAAAAUAAAACAGUAAACUCUCCACCAUUAUAUUUAUUUGUAAACGGUGGCGCUGGUGUAGGUAAAAGUUUGCUAAUAAAAACACUUUUUCAACAUCUCAUGGUAUAUUAUUUCAAUCGAAUACCUGGUUCAGAUCCUGAUGAACUUAAAAUAAUUUUAUCAGCAUAUACAGGAAAGGCUGCUUUUGGAAUUGGAGGACAAACAGUACAUAGUAUAUUUGGUCUUCCUAUAUCUCAAUGUGGAUAUACUAUGCCAGAAUUAUCACCUUCUACGUCCAAUACUCUUGCUUGUAAAUUAAAAUCUGUAAAUCUUAUUAUUUUAGAUGAAAUAUCUAUGUUGGGAAGCAAAACAUUAUAUCAAAUUAAUCGGAGAUUACAACAAAUAUUUCAUACUAAUGAACCAUUUGCUGGGAUAUCAAUAAUUGCAGUAGGGGAUUUUCAACAAUUACCACCAGUUGGUGAUAAUUGGGUUUUUCAACCCAAUACCAGAGCAAAUCCAAUGGCGGUAAUAGCUGGUAAUCCACUUUGGGAGCAAUUUAAGUUAUUUCAUAUGACACAAAUAAUGCGCCAGAAAGAUGAUUUAAGUUUUGCUACAGCUUUAAACAAUAUGGCUUCAGGAACGAUGUCUUCUACUGAUAUUAACCUUAUACAGAAUAGAUGUUUUACUAUUAAUUUGCUUCCCCCUGAGGCAGAAGGUGCUAUUCAUUUAUUCGCAAGUAAUAAAGAAGUAGACGAUUUUAAUAAUAAAAUUUUAUCUAAAAUGAAUACAGAUGGAGCAAAAAUUAAUGCCAUAGAUAUAGUUUCAGGGGCACCUAACUUUCAAGCAAAACGCAAGGCUUUGAAGUCAGUAAAAGAUCUAUCUAGAAUGCAAACUUAUGGGUUGCCAAAGUCUCUUAGUAUUAAAAUUGGAGCAAGAUUUAUGAUAACUGUAAAUAUUGAUACUUCAGAUGGGGUAGUUAACGGUACUAGUGGUAUAUUAAAAGCUAUAGAUUUUGGUAAACAUAAAAUCACAGAAGGAAUAACUAUUCAUAAAAGUCAAGGUGCUACCAUGGAUAAAGUUGUAGUUCAUGUUAAUCAAAAUGUUCGUAGAUCUAUGCUGUACGUAGCAUGUUCAAGAGCGAGAACAGCUUCAGGAUUAUUUAUUGUUAUAAAAAAUGGUAAAUUUCAAGCACCUUCUCCACCUCAAAAUGACAAUCCAGUUAUUGUGGAAAUGAAUAGACUUGAAUCUAGUAGUCCUCUAGUACCAUGUUACAGAUUCUUGAGAAAUGUUCCUAACGACAUAAUUCAAAUAAUAUUUCAUAAUGUGCAGUCUUUGUGCAAGCACGUCGAUGAUAUAGAUUCAGAUCCAAUUAUAAAAGCUUCUCAUGUUCUUUUCUUUGUAGAAACUUGGAGCUGUGAAUUACAUAAUUUUCAUUUAAAUGGAUUUUCAGAAAUGAUCAGAAUUAACGGACCAUCUGAAAAAAAUUCAAAUCCUGGAUGGGGUCCUGUGCAGGAUCCCGACCGGAUCCCGUGCAGGAAAUUGGGACAAGGUUCCUGUGCAGGUUCCGAUGCAGGAACCUUAGCUAUCAAAGGUUCCUGUAAAAGUUCCUGUACAGGAACACUUGCAGGAUCAUGUACAGGAAACUUUGUAAAGGUUCCUGCACAGGAACCUUUACAGUUUUGUAAACUGCAGUUUCCUGUACAUGAUCCUGCAAGUGUUCCUGUACAGGAACUUUUACAGGAACCUUUGAUAGCUAAGGUUCCUGCAUCGGAACCUGCACAGGAACCCUGUUCCAAUUUCCUGCACGGGAUCCGGUCGGGAUCCUGUGCAGGACGGGUACGGGAUCCGGUCGGGAACCUGCACAGGACCUGCAAAGGAUCCCGAGAGGAUCCUUUAAGGAUCCUGUACGGGGAUUUUAACCUGAGUUAA